UGUGGGAGGACCCAUCCACGUAACACAAGGCGAACACGCUCGCUCGCAUUUGCUCUUCCUCCUUCAUUCGCGACGCAUCAGCAGUCAUGAAGCCGCCGCUCGGAAAUGUCCCCAGCCCGUAGACAGAGACUGUGGAGUCCCGAUAGGAGGAGACAACGGUGACAUUUCCUCUCGCCCGGACGCUUUUGGUGUCUGCUUUCUGUGUGGAAAGAUUAAAUAGUUCUCUCUCCUGCUCAAAACCGUCAUUGUCCACAACUAGAGGAUGAACAGCAUAAGGCAGGUGCCCACUCGGGUGAAAAGCCGGCGGGUUGAGGCCAACCUCGGAGCGGAGAGGGAGCAUUUCGACAAGCAGCAGCUGAGCAGCAUCAGCAAAGCCAUCAACUCCACGGAGUCACCUGUGAAGGAGAAACAUGCACGACGAAUCAUCCUGGGGACUCACAGGGAGAAGGGAGCCUACACCUUCUGGUCCUACGCUCUGGGCUUCCCUCUGGCCAGCAGCUCCAUCCUCAGCUGGAAGUUCUGCCACGUACUGCACAAAAUCCUGCGGGAUGGACACCGCAAUGUUCUACAAGACUGCAUGAGGCAUCACAGUUCUCUAGUUGAAAUCGGACAACUGUGGGGCAACCUUCAUGACAGAUAUGGACAGCUGGUGGCUGUGUACACCAAGCUGCUCUGCACAAAGAUGGAGUUUCAUAUUAAGCACUCGGAAAUCCCACCAAACCUGGAGGUGACAGAUGAAGUCCUGGAGCGCACUGCAGGAACAGACAUUAAUAAUGUGUUCCAGCUCACGGUUGAGGUGUUCGAUUACAUGGAUUCAGAGCUGAGGUUGGCCGAGACAGUGAUCCGACAGCUCAACACAUCCAUCGCCGUCUCCACCCUCACAUCAGGCCAGUGCCGGCUGGCUCCACUCAUCCAAGUUGUCCAGGACUGCAGUCACCUAUACCACUUCACCGUCAAGCUGCUGUUCAAGCUGCAUGCCUGUCUCCCUGCUGAUACCUUACAAGGACACCGUGAACGUUUCCAUGACCAGUUCCACAGCCUUAAGUCCUUCUUCAAUAAAGCCAGAGACAUGCUGUACUUCAAGAGACUGAUCCAGAUCCCCAAACUGCCUGAUUCCCCGCCUAACUUUUUGCACGCCGCCUCUCUGGCAAAGCAUGUGAAGCCAGUGGUGGUCAUACCUGAUGAGGACGAACCAGAGCAACAAGACGACGAUGACGACGAACCCGAGCCGCUCAUCGAGGUCAGCGACGUCUCAACGUCCAGCAUGCAGGCACAGCCACAGUUGGACAUAUUUGAUCAGGCGUUUGGACCUCCAAAUGGGGGCUUCGAUGACAGGGAUCUGCAGAUAGAGAGUCUGAAGCGGGACCUGGAGUUGUUGAGAGCAGAGCUGGAAAAAGUCAAAGCAGAGGCUCAACGUUAUAUCACUCAGUUGAAGUCCCAGAUCAACAGUUUGGAGGCAGAACUCGAGGAGCAGCGUGCACAGAAACAACGUGCCCUUGUGGAAAAUGAGCAACUGCGAAUGGAGCUGGAGGCUACGCGUCGCCGUAAUGCAGAACAUGAGAGCCUACAGAGCACCUUCAUCGAAGCAGAAAAAAGAUCACAAGCCACUGAGCAGCGGUACAAUAAGCUGAAGGAGAAGCACACAGAGCUGGUGGCCAGCCAUGCCGAACUACUUCGGAAGAGUGCAGACACUGUGAAGAUGCUGUCAGCAACCCAGCAGACCCAAGAAGAGGUGGAGAGGACCAAACAGCAGCUAUCAUUUGAGAUUGAUCGAAUAAAACAGGAAGCUGACAUGAGGCUGGAGGAGCAGAAGUUUGAAAUGGAGAAACUGAAGAGAGAGCUCGAGGAGAAGAUGGCAGACGUGGCGCGCAUGAAGGCCACCGUGCAGAGCAGCGAGAAGGCGUCGGAGCAAGUGAGCAGCUCAAUGACAGCUCUGCAGGCAGAGAAGGAGCGUCUGAUGCGAUCUGUGAGCGAGAAGGAGGCGGAGCUGUCGUCUCUGCGGCAGGCUGCGCAGGUGCAGCAGUCAUCACUUCAGCAGGAGCGAGAGAGGAACAGCAGGGAGCUGGGAGAGCUGCAGGGCAAACUGCAGGAGAAGGCAAGUCAGGAGGAGAAGCUGAGGCAGAAGCUUCUGGAGGAGCAGUUUGCUCUGCUGCAGGGCACCGUCGCAGAGGCUGAGAACAUCAUCCAAGAUGCUGUUGCUAAGUUAGACGACCCUCUCCAUGUACGCUGCACAAGUUCUCCAGAUUACCUCGUAAGCCGAGCCGAGGCCACUCUGGGCUCCAUAGAUAAAAUGAAAAGGGGCCAUGCAGAUUAUUUGCGUAACAUGGGUGAUGCUGGGGGCCUGCUGAGGGCUCUGACCCAGUUCUCCCACUUGGCUGCGGAUACAAUCAUCAACGGCAGCGCCACUGCACACAUGGCACCCACUGACCAUGCAGACAAACUGACAGAGAACUGCAGAGGCUGCGCCACUCAGAGUCUGCAGUUCUUCAAGGACCUGAAGUCCAAGACCACCCUCCAGAGGGCAGACCCGGCCUCCAUUCGCAUAGUCAUUCAAAAGAUCCUGCAUUUGGGCCAGGAGCUGCGGCCAAAAGGCAUGGACGUUCGUCAGGAAGAGCUGGGAGAUCUAGUCGAUAAGGAAAUGGCGGCAACAUCUGCAGCUAUUGAGGAAGCAGUCCGCAGGAUUGACGAAAUGAUGAAUCAGGCACGAAAGGACACGACGGGAAUAAAACUGGAGGUCAACGAAAGAAUCCUCUACAGUUGCACAGACCUGAUGAAGGCCAUCCGCUUGCUGAUCAUAGCCUCUACAGACUUACAAAAGGAGAUUGUCGAGAGUGGGAGGGGUGCAGCCACCAUUAAGGAGUUCUAUGCCAGGAACUCUCGCUGGACUGAGGGACUCAUCUCUGCUGCCAAGGCUGUCGGAUGGGGAGCCACAGAGAUGGUGGAGUCUGCUGAUAAGGUGGUGCUGCACACUGGCAAGUACGAAGAGUUGAUUGUCUGCUCCCACGAGAUCGCUGCUAGCACAGCACAGCUGGUGGCUGCUUCAAAGGUCAAAGCAGACCGCAGCAGUAAGAAGCUGCCGGUUCUCCAGCAGGCUUCUCGCCAUGUGAAUGAAAUGGCAGCUAAUGUGGUGGCUUCCACCAGGACAGGCCAGGAGAACCUGGAGGAGAAAGACACCAUGGACUUCUCUGGGAUGUCCCUCAUUAAGUUGAGAAAGGAAGAAAUGGAGUCACAGGUGAAGGUGCUGGAAUUAGAAACUCACUUGGAGAACGAGCGUCUGCGUUUGGGCGAGCUGAGGAAGAAGCACUACGAGCUGGCCGGAGUUCCUCUAGAGCAGGUUUCUGAGGGGAACGGUGACACCUCGUCGCUACCCCAUCGUGUCACCAUGUCACCAAAACCCUCCAAACCGGCUCUCAUGAAGAAACCUGCGUUGGCCCAGAAACCCUACAUACCACCCAAAACCACAUUUAAGUAAUGCCUGAGCAGAGGAGGAAAAAGGCUCCACUAAUGGAUGGUUGGGAUUGAACAGAGAAAGAUCACCUUUCUGUGAACAUGCUGUUCCUUUCAGUUGCAUGCUGACAAUCCUCCUCGUUUCUUUCUUCAUUUUUUGUUUUUCUUUUUUGCCAAAAUGGACCAGAAUCCCAACCCUUAAUGCCUGUAAGCGAAAUGCUAUCUUUGCCCUGUUUUUUUUUUUUUCUUUUUUAAAGAUAGAUGGGCGUGUCAUCCUGGCAGAACCCUUUUUAUUUUUUGAUUUUGGCAACAAGAACAAAAAAGGUUCAUAAUAUACUUUUAGGCUAUGUGAGUUUUUUUUCUGCAUCACAGAAAUCACGCUUUUACAAUACAAACCAUGAUGUCAAUAGUUAGUUUUAAUCAAUCUUUGGACAACCUUUAGGCACACUAUUGUGGGCUCUCAUUACAGAGCACAUCACAUUUUUCUUAAUAUACACUGUAUUCUAUUUAUGUUGUGGUGGGUGGGAAAGGAAACUGGGGAAUCACAUCAUGGUUGUCCUUGUUACUGCAAACGUUUUACAUACCUCUGGCUUUGCCUUCACGAUGGACAGUGUUCCUCUUACGUGCAAAACAGCUUUCUUUCUAAACGGUACAUGAUUGUCUCAGAGGCCUUGAAAUGUACUGUACUAAUGCGUUGAAUAAUACAUGUCUGUAUAGGAGUAUGCAACUAGUAUAAAGUAUAAUUUAUAUCUACACUCAUCUCUUGAAUGUCCCUUUAUUAGAGGAACACUUAUGACAUUGUGUUAAAGCAUAUGGAUAGGCUUAAAUUUAAUGCUUGUGCACAAAUACCGAAUGUAGGCAUUCUUAAUUACAAAUACAAAUGCUUCUUUUAGGCUAAAUAUGAAGAUUUAGGGUUAGUUUAUGUACAAUAUGAAGGUGUUCAAGUCCUCUAUGCCUCUGGGCGCUUUUCUUACAGGGUCUUAAAAUACAUCUUUUUAAGUUCUGUCUUUCCUCUGUAUGAAAUGUCUUUAUACACUCAGAUCUAUUAAUAUAUUUUAGUAAAGAUAAUGGUGGUCUCUCCUUGUAAGAAGUGUAAAUGUCAAAUGAACAAUAAAUGUUUGUUUUAAUGCA
Molecule: messenger RNA, 4578 nt
Organism: Scatophagus argus
Lineage: Eukaryota; Metazoa; Chordata; Actinopteri; Scatophagidae
Gene: hip1rb
Product: huntingtin interacting protein 1 related b
Exons: 32
Coding region: 263-3472 (1069 amino acids)
Biological process (GO): endocytosis; actin filament organization; clathrin coat assembly
Cellular component (GO): actin cortical patch; clathrin-coated vesicle
Molecular function (GO): phosphatidylinositol-3,4-bisphosphate binding; phosphatidylinositol-3,5-bisphosphate binding; clathrin light chain binding
Source: RefSeq, a predicted model, not a curated record